UCAACUGUGCAUGACCGGGUCGGCUGCAUACCUGAGACAACAGACCGGAGCAGACACGGCACGGGCAGGAAGGGACAUUCGGAUUUCGUGUGAAACAACAGCUGAACCAUGAGGGAACGAGGAUGUAGUAAAGUAGAAGUAUGUCUUACAACGGCAAAUAUUAUUGGAGUUAUAGCUAUAGUUAUGAUAGCUGCCGUCAUCGGUACUGACAGGUGGGUGAUGUGGACAGUGGACAGGACUAAACUAACUUCAACCCAGCGAGCCGAUACUUCCAGUGCACGUUUCUACCACACCCGACAUCGAGGAAUGUUUCGAGAGUGUUAUCCUGGCAACGACACUUCAUUUUUAGACACGUCAAAUGAUGUCAUUGACAAGAACUGCUUCCAACUGAAAUUCGUUGACAACAUCGAUGGGUCAAGCGCCGAGUACCAGCUGAUGAUAGGAUUGUACACGUCCUUCAUGGCCUUAUUCGUAGUGGCAGAGGUCGUAUUCGUAGUUGCAUACAUCCUGGGCUUGUGCCUCUGUGUCAGGAGAUUACAUUCUCAGGCAUGCUAUGCCUCCAUAUUCUGCUUUAUAGCCGCAUUCAUCCUUGCCCUCGGCAUGGCCCUAUUCCACGCGUCCAUAUAUGUGCAGAGGGAACAAGUGAGAGACGUGCUGACAGACCGACAGAAAUAUUAUCAAAUGUGGCCAAAUGAGCUGAAGUUGGCGACGGUGCGUGAAUUCAAGGAAUCUUACAUUGUCGCUUGGGUUGGAUUAAUCCUUGCUGCAAUUACUGCUAUCUGCUAUGGUUUGGCUGCAAAGUUUCUGGCUGACAACAAACACAGACGUCGUCCAUAUUCCGAGAAGGCGUUUCGCGAGCCAUACUUCUAUGACAAUCCUCAGUAUGCUCUGGACCCCUACCAACCCAAGGUUAUUCCAGUGGAAUACCCAACCUAUGCCACUCGCCCACAAUACUAUGACGCACCAAGACCCAUCAUAUAUUCUGCUGAUGGCUAUCGAGAGGAUAUAUCAGGCUAUAGGAUACGGGAGAUGCCUUAAUUGGCAGAACAGACACAAGCCAUGCGAUCUGUCCACAAGAGAAAUUCAGGAUUGCAAUAUAUACCAGAUCAUGCCAGUUAUGUAUUCCGUUUUAUCAGAUCUGUAUUUUGUUUGUACCAACCUAGACAGCUAUCUUAAAUGGGCCUGGAACAGGUUUUGUUGUACUUCCCGAGUUGUCAUCCAUGUUCUGACCUUUCAUCUGUGGAGAUGGUUAAGGGAAGAUCCUACCUUCAACUGGAUACUCGUAUAGACACGAUGUAAACACAUUUCGUUUUAUUCUUACUGUGCAACCAACAUGCCGACUACAUGUAGUAAUACUCCCAACCGUUACCUACUUAUUAAUUGACUAUGCUUUGAAUUUGUAUGUUUUUUCACCAAAUGAAAAGCAGCCUCUUAAAAUACUCUUAUCUUCGCGUCACAGAAACAGACAUGUCCAUGGGGUGCACUGUGUAUAUUUUAUAUUUUGAUGUACAUAUUUUUAUAAAAUGUCAUACAACCUCUUGGCGAUGUACUAUUUGCUUUCGUACAUUUUAUGAUAUUACUCAACUGCAGUCACAUAUUACGAACAUAAUCAAGUUAAUUCUAUACCAUUAACUAUAUUUUUCUGGAGUUCAACGGUCUUAUCUGUCUUAAUAAUGUAUUGGUGUGCUAUCAUUACUAAUGUAAUAAUGAAUAACUCACCACAGGAUAUUGUAGAGUGAAACAUCCUGCUCGUACCAGCAUUCUUAAAGCAGAUUUUGCCUGAAGUUCAACAACUGUUGCAUGUUAUCCUCUCUACGAAGAACCUACAACCAAUGUCAAAAACUUCAAUGUCAAGUUUGACAUGUAAUACUUUAUGUAACCAGCGAAAGAAGCGUAUGACAGUAUGGUCAGUCGUUAUGAGUUGGAAUGCCAUGCCAUGUACGUGGAGUUUAGACUUGGUGUUAUGUCAUUUAAAGUGUAAUGGAAUAUGGCACGAAACACCCGAACGUUCGGUAGAAUCCGACGAUACAAAUACUCUACAAUCAGCAUGGAUAACCAUGUAUAAAUAUAGCAUGACUUAGUACGUUUAAUUCAGAAAAUACUGGUAUUAUAUUGAAGAGACAACGGUAACACCAACUUAGAUUACAUUGAAGAAUAUUAUCAAACUACACAACCAAAUGCAAGCUUGCUACAAAUUAUCACUGGGGUUAUGUAAUUCUGUGUCAAUCAUACAUGAGUCAAAAUACAUGGCAUCCAACCAGAAUAUACGCUGAUAUUAGUCAGAUUGCAUAUCAGCGAAAUUGCUUCGUAAGAUAACGUUCUUGAAUUUCCUGUUGUUACAUGUUUGGAAUGAAAGGGGUGAUUCUGUCUUUAAUGAAAUGUGAACACCUUUCAGUUGAACAUAAUUGUAAUGUAAAAUGGACAAUGUCAGCUGUCAUUUUUUUUUCAGUCUUGAGAUAAAAUUGCUUUGAAAUACAACAGUGUACAUCGGCCAAAUAUAAGUAUUUAGGUAUUUAGAAAUAUUAUUAUGAUCUUGCACAUUUUCUAAAAUAUGGAGACAGAUGCUUCCAACAAAGAAGGUAUCUAAUCACGCAUCAACUAUAUUAUCAAUAUUUUCUCUCAGCAAAUAUGUAGGCACAGUUUUGCAACAUAUUCCAUUCAUUUAAAGCAUACCUAUUUCUGAUGUGUAUAUAUCGAUUCAUAAUAAACGGUUAUUCAUCA
This is a messenger RNA of Haliotis rubra (blacklip abalone), 2721 nucleotides long. RefSeq lists its product as uncharacterized. Lineage: Eukaryota; Metazoa; Mollusca; Gastropoda; Lepetellida; Haliotidae. The record is from RefSeq and is a predicted model, not a curated record. Bases 109 to 1038 code for a protein of 309 amino acids. The transcript is spliced from 5 exons. Gene Ontology annotation, cellular component: membrane.